AUGGCUGCCUCAAUAAGUUCAGGCGCUGACCAGAAUGCUCCUUUUGCACAGCCUGUCUGUCAAAACUGCCAGACGUCGACCACCCCGCUAUGGCGCCGCGACGAGGCCGGGUCUGUUCUCUGCAAUGCCUGCGGACUGUUCCUCAAGCUGCACGGGCGCCCGCGACCGAUUAGCCUCAAGACGGACGUGAUUAAGAGUCGCAAUCGAGUCAAGACCUCGAGUCAAGGUCCAAAGAAGAAGUUUGAGCAGAAUGGGGGCCAGCCUCCUCAGACCGACAGUUCCAAUGGCAUCAAUCCUCACCGGCGGGUUUCACAGAUGGCCGCAUCUGUCGCCUCUGAUAGAUCACACUCACCCGUCUCGCGCACGGCGACCCCUGGCGCUCAUCACGACCCAAACAUCGCCCCUCAACACAUCUUUGACGGCGUGUCCGCUGCGGUAGACCCUCACUACAACAGCAGCAAUCACCGCAACGGCUCUCCCACCGAUCCAUCUCUCAAUCCCAACCCCACGCAACCCUCCCCAAGCACAGUCUCCACACACAACAGCCAACACGUCGAACCUCCUAUGAGUUAUGAACAACUAGCCGCCCUCAACACCCGCCUGCGCACACGAGUCUCCGAACUGGAGGUCAUCAACAUGGUGUACCACGACAAUGAACAGAACCUAUGCCGAGAACGGGACCGAGCCAUCCAAGAACGCGAAGAAUGGAAGCACAAGGCUGAAGAGCUGGAACGACGACUCCAAGAAAUUAAUGACCAAGAACACAUUGCGAAGAAGCCACGACUCUCACAAGAACCCAAGGAAUGA
Fonsecaea multimorphosa CBS 102226 is the source of this 807-nucleotide messenger RNA. RefSeq names its product protein GZF3. Gene Ontology annotation, biological process: negative regulation of transcription by RNA polymerase II; positive regulation of transcription by RNA polymerase II. Bases 1 to 807 code for a protein of 268 amino acids. Lineage: Eukaryota; Fungi; Ascomycota; Eurotiomycetes; Chaetothyriales; Herpotrichiellaceae. The transcript is spliced from 2 exons. Gene Ontology annotation, molecular function: RNA polymerase II cis-regulatory region sequence-specific DNA binding; zinc ion binding; DNA-binding transcription factor activity, RNA polymerase II-specific. The record is from RefSeq and is a predicted model, not a curated record.